CUUUUUUUCCCACCUCAAUCUCGCACGACGGUCCCCACCACGACAAACCCGACAGCGCCAAUGUCCCUCUUCAACGACAACCUGACCACGUCAGGCGCGGCGCCGCCGGCCAACGUCUUCAAAAUCCCGUCUUCGGCCUCGCCCACAGCGAAAAAACGAAAGCACAUCAAAACGUACGGCAAGCCGUCGAGCGCGAAAAAGCUUCUGCCCCCACCAGAUCGCGCGUCCCCAACAUCGCCCAUACCGGCAGAGCAGAAUGGCGACGUGAAGGAGCCGGCGGAAAAGUCAAACCGCCAGAAGCGCAAGGAGCUCAAAGCCGUGGCGUUUGGAAAGAGGGUGGAGGGGUUGAAGCAGACGGAUCCGAAAGAUGUUACGGUGAAGGAUGGUGGAGAUGACGCUGAGCGAAGGAAGCGCCUGCGAGAAGCGAUGGGCUCUGGCGCCACGGCGAAUACGGGGAAGAGACGGAAGCUCGCUGCACCCGCGACAGAGUUUCCGCUACUCAAUGGCACGGCAACACCACGAGUGCUGGACCUCAAGAGACGAGACGGGCCGAAGGUUUUCGACCGCAAGAAACGUGACGAGUCGUCGGCAUCCCCAGUGGCCGGAGCCGGCACCGCCGCACAGCUCCUGAAGCAACGUGAGCAACUGCCCAUCUGGCAGCACCGCGACGCCCUCCGUCAAUGUCUCCGUGACCGCAACGUCCUCGUCAUGCUCGGAGAAACUGGUUCCGGAAAGUCGACACAGAUUGGGCAGUUUCUUGUUGACGAGCCGUGGAUGAAGCGGGGUGGAUGUAUCGCGAUUACCCAGCCGCGACGAGUUGCGGCGAUCAAUCUUGCGCGACGUGUGGCGGCGGAGAUGGGUGUGCGCUUGGGAGAGGAGGUGGGAUAUUCGGUCAGAUUUGAGAAUAAAAGCUCGGAUAAGACGCGGAUCAAGUUCUUGACCGAUGGAAUGUUGCUUCAGGAGAUGCUCAGAGAUCCGCUACUUAAGAGGUAUUCUGCGGUGGUCGUCGAUGAGGCCCACGAGCGCACGGUGGGGACGGAUCUGGUCAUGGGAUUUUUGAGGAAAUUGGUGUACGGCGAGAGGCGCGGCAAGCUGAAGGUCGUCAUCAUGAGUGCUACGCUUGAGAUGGAGGCUAUGGCGAGGUUCUUUGAGGAGAAUAAGGGGGCUGGGAUUGAGCUGCCGGCUGAGGAGAUAGUGGAGGAGACCCCCGAGGCAAUGGAGACGACACCGACGAACAUUGAAGAACCAACCAAUGGCGAUGCGGAGAGCGACAAGAUGGCCAAAAAGAAGAAGAAGAAGAAAAAUAAGGGACAAUACAACCCAGCAGAUCUCAUCCGCUCCCGCACGCCCUCUCCCGUCCGGGAAGUGGUCAAAUCGCCAGAACCGGAAGCCGAUGGGAAGCUCGAAGGAGUGAUUGCUAAGGACGAGCGCGUGGCACCGUAUUUCGGGAGUGUUGCUGUCUUUGAGGUGCCCGGUCGGCAGUAUCCGGUCGUUAUGCACUACCUGGAGCAGCCGAUUCAGGAUUACCUUGAGGGGACGCUGAAGGCGGUGUUCAAGAUUCACUACGCCGAGCCGUUGCCGGGAGAUAUCUUGGUGUUUCUGACAGGUCAGGAGGAGAUUGAGACACUUAAGAGGACGAUUCAAGAAUAUGCGACGAAGUUAGAGGCGGGGGUUCCUAAGAUGCUUGUGCUCCCUCUCUACGCUCAUCUGCCACUGGCCCAACAGAGCAGGAUCUUCCUGCCUACCGGCGAGAGAGAUACCCGCAAAGUGAUCCUGUCCACCAACAUCGCCGAAACCUCCGUCACGGUACCAGGCGUGCGGUAUGUAGUUGAUUGUGGUAAAGCAAAGCUGAAGCAGUUCCGUCCGAAGCUGGGACUGGAGUCGCUUCUCGUGACGUCGAUCUCGCGGUCUUCGGCUCAACAAAGGGGAGGACGUGCGGGUCGUGAAGCUCCUGGAAAGUGCUACCGUCUCUUCACCGAGGACGCCUUCCACGAGCUCAAGGAGGCUACGAAACCAGAGAUUCUACGAACGGAUUUGGCACAUGCUAUUCUCACGCUCAAGGCCCGUGGCCAGGAUGAUGUGGUCAACUUCGACUACCUCUCACCCCCCAAAACGGAAAGCUUGAUGACUGCGUUAAACCAGCUCUACUCGCUCGGUGCCUUCAACGAAGGCGGCAAGAUUACCACCAUCGGUAAGAAGAUGGCCAAGCUUCCACUUGCCCCGCCCCUCGCACGUGUCCUUCUUGCCGCCGCCGAGUCCAACCUCUCCUGCCUUCCCGAGGUCGUCGACGUCAUCGCCGCGCUCUCAUCCGACAACUUGUUCCCGCAGCCCGCCAACGACGAAGACCGCGUCGCAAUGGAAGAAGUCCACAAGGCCUUCCGGCGCAGCGAGGGCGAUCACAUCAUGCUCCUCGAGGUCGUCCGCGCCUACGACUUCACCAUGUCCUCCUCCUCAAACUCGACCAGCAUCAAGUCCUGGUGCGCCACCAACUACAUCUCUCUCCCCGCCUUCAAAAACCUCCUCGACAUCCGCAAGCAACUGCAACAAUACUGCAUCUCCCUAUCACUUGCGGACCCCUCCUUCUUCUCUUCCAUGUCCUUCGAUGUCAUCUCCCCCGACCUUGCCCAGCGCGUUCUCAAAUCGUUCCUGCGUGGGUACUUUCACCAAACUGCGAGAGCCGCCCCGGACGGGAGGGAGUACCUCACUGUUCUCGGACACCAGACAGUCGCCAUCCAUCCGGCGAGUAUUCUGUUUGGCCUGCGCAAAGAAGCGAUCGUGUAUCACGAAUAUGUGUACACGUCUCGUCCGUUUGCGAGGUGGUGCUCGGCGGUGCAGUUGGAUUGGGUUGCGGAGGCGGCGCCGGCGGGAGCUAGGGCGGAUGUUUAGAUCAGAGAUGGAU
Molecule: messenger RNA, 2899 nt
Organism: Tricharina praecox
Lineage: Eukaryota; Fungi; Ascomycota; Pezizomycetes; Pezizales; Pyronemataceae
Product: ATP-dependent RNA helicase Prh1
Exons: 2
Coding region: 61-2886 (941 amino acids)
Cellular component (GO): catalytic step 2 spliceosome; intracellular anatomical structure
Molecular function (GO): ATP binding; RNA binding
Source: RefSeq, a predicted model, not a curated record